CCAAUAUAACCUAAAUCAAAGAGGCGACUUGGUCAUCAGAUGCCACCCUGACUACAUUGCACUUUCUGCAAAACUCAACAACUUCAUCUUGGUGGCCCCACUGUUCCCUGCCCAGGACUGGCUGCCACCUAUGAUGCUGCAGAACAGCAGUCACCUACUGAAGGGGGUCCACUGAGCUCCCACCCCUCACCUGGGAUACAUUACUUACAUAAGGAUAUCAUCUAUGGUUAUUAACCUCUUAUGUCUCACCGCUUCAGCCGAAUUGACAGAAUGUAAGUUGACUUUGGCCAACUUUUGGUGGAAUGUGUUGAAAGUCUUGGUGACAGCAAUUUUAUUUUUUCAUUUCUUGGAAGAUGAAGCUUCUAAGGAGUAAGAUGGGGUCUCAGGGGGGCCUGUAAUGUUCUACCAUCGAUUCCAGCAUUGACCACAGAACCUACAGCAGACUCACCUUGCAAGUUUUCUGUCCAUUACAGUGUAUGUGGCUCCUCUGUCUGCUCAGCUCUGGAUACCCCAUUCUUUCUUGGAAGCCAUCCCAAAUGAUCAUUUAUUUAAGAAGCAUCUCCUGGUCAUCUGUCCAUAAGGUAAUAUCGUCUCCAUCAUAUGGUUCAGGGAGCAGAAAUCCUUUGUGGGGUUCGCGAAUAGUCAAUGCAUGUGUGCAAAAGUGAAGACUAGAGAGAAGUCACCUGUGCACCCAACCAGGAGAUCAAGGGUGCUGCUUGUGUGUCAAGAGAUAGUAGUUAAAGGGUGCUGGGGAAAGGAAGACUAGGAACCAGAAGGAAGCAUAGAAGCCCAGAGGGUGGUCUUGCUGGAGAAGGAAGGAGAAGCAGCAGCCGGAGGGUGGUCUUGUUGAUGGCACUGCGUACUGGGACGGCUUGGUUUGGGCAAGUCCUGCGCCGAGCCUCCAGGUUGCAAGGUACCUGGUCUAGGAGAUCCAGUAGCCUCCUGUGUCUGUCCUCUUCCCAGGAACACGAGCAUGGAGUAGGGAGAGGAGACCAACCCUGCAUCCACCACCAACACCAUCACCAGGAGCACCACCACCCGGAGCACUUUCAUCAGGAGCACCACCACCACCCGGAGCACCACCACCACCCGGAGCACCACCAUCACCCGGAGCACCACCACCACCACCACAAGGAGCAUCACCACCAGGAUCACCACCACCACCGGGAGCACCAUCACCAGCAACAGGAGCCCCACCACCAGGAGCACCAUCACCAGCAACACAGCCACCCCCUCCACUCCCACUCUCCAGGUGCCCAGCCCAGCCAUUGCUGUCUGCAACUUCCCAGCGGCUGCUGCGCCCUCUCAGACAGGACGGGGGGACAUGUUCCCCUCACAAGCCGGUUGCUGGUGGCCAUGAAGCGGCAGAACGUGCGGACUUUGUCCCUCAUCAUCUGCACGUUCACUUAUCUGCUGGUCGGGGCCGCUGUCUUUGAUGCACUGGAGUCAGACUACGAGAUGCGAGAGGAAGAGAAGCUUAAAGCCGAGGAGAUCCGCCUUAAAGGGAAGUAUAAUAUCUCCAACGAGGACUACCGGCAGCUGGAGCUGGUCAUCAUGCAGUCCGAGCCCCACCGGGCAGGGGUCCAGUGGAAAUUUGCCGGUUCUUUCUACUUUGCCAUCACAGUCAUCACAACUAUUGGUUAUGGGCAUGCUGCUCCUGGCACGGACGCUGGAAAGGCCUUCUGCAUGUUCUAUGCCGUGCUAGGAAUCCCUCUUACCCUGGUCAUGUUCCAAAGCCUUGGUGAGCGAAUGAACACCUUUGUGAAGUACCUCCUGAAACGAAUCAAGAAAUGCUGCGGGAUGAGGAGCACAGACGUCUCAAUGGAGAACAUGGUCACUGUGGGCUUCUUCUCCUGCAUGGGGACAUUAUGCAUCGGAGCUGCAGCCUUUUCCCAUUACGAAGAUUGGAGCUUUUUCCAGGCAUACUAUUAUUGCUUUAUAACUUUAACUACGAUAGGAUUCGGAGACUAUGUGGCCCUGCAGAAGAACAGGGCCCUCCAAAAGAAGCCAGUCUAUGUGGCUUUUAGCUUUAUGUACAUUCUAGUGGGGUUGACGGUCAUUGGGGCAUUUCUAAACUUAGUUGUUCUCAGGUUUUUAACCAUGAACAGUGAAGAUGAAAGGAGGGAUGCCGAGGAACGGGCAUCUCUUGCCGGAAAUCGGAGCAGCAUGAUCAUCCACAUCCAGGACGAUUCACAACACGGUCGGCCUCGGUAUAAGGCCGAAGUGACAGACCUUCAGUCAGUUUGUUCAUGCAUGUGCUACAGGUCCCAUGAGUACACCAGCAGGGUGGUGUCUCAUCCGAAUUCCUUCAGCUCCAAGCUGAACCCACAGUACUUUCAUUCUAUAUCUUACAAGAUCGAAGAAAUAUCACCAAGCACAUUAAAAAACAGUCUCUUCCCAUCCCCCGUUAGCUCUAUUUCUCCUGGGUUGCACAGCUUUACGGAAAACCACAGGCUAAUGAAAAGGCGAAAGUCAAUCUAAGUUAAUCUUCGUUCUUUUGCCACGGGUCACUAUUCUCUCUCUCUAUCUCUUGCCCUUUAAUUCUCACAUUUUUUUUGUGAACCGAGACAGAGAGGGGGGCAAAAGAAACGGGAAGAACUAACUAGCCUGCCUUCUCUGAGACUCAUUCUUGAGCAUGAAGCAUGAGAACCUUCUACUCCAGCAAAGUAUGCCUUACAUUAUGUCUAAACGGAUUUCAGAGGAUUUCUUAAUAAAAAAAUAUAUACAAGUAUUGAUUCCAAAGUUGCACACAAACGAAGAAAAAAGGGGGGGGGGGGGCAUUUGUGUGCCGCUGGUAUUUAUGAACUAAUAAACUUUUAUUAUUUUUUGUUUUUUCUUUUGUUUUUGAAAAAAAAAAGUUUUAAGAAAAAAAAGGAGCAGGUGACGGGUAUACAUUUAAGUCUGUGCAAUCCCUCAAUUACUAUUUCAAAAAUAUAUCAGGUAUUAUGUACUUGAAAAAUUCUUGCUUAAUCUUGAAGUAACUCCCUAAUGUAAAAAAAAAAAAAACCUUAUUUUUCUUAUUGCUAUUUUUUUAUUGCCAGACAACGCAUGUGCAUUAGUCAAUCUGUAUGCUGGGUAUAAGCCUGAUAACAUUUUCACAUAGAUUGUUUAAAGAAAAUAGUUUAAAUAGUUAAAAAGAAGGAGACAAUGGUUUCUAGCUUGCCAGUUCCAAGAAGAAUUUUUUUAAUUUAUUUAAUUAAUUUUUUAGCAUGCACUUUGUGAAACUGGUAUCAUUUAUAAGAACGUAUUCAUUUAAAUAAUGACAUUUUCCUAAAUUUUUUUCUAAAUUUUUUUCCUGCUCAGUUCCGAAAAAAUGUUAUGUUGCCUGGGGAUUCAUUGGCUGGACUGAGUCAUUGAUUUGGGUUAAAGGGUAUUUUUAUCAUAAUUUUAUUAAAGAAAAAAUAUAUGAAUAUAUAAAUAUAUAUAUAUAUACACACACACAAAUAUUUUUUUGGUGCAGCAAGUACCUGCAUGAAUAGAAUUAUAUUUUUAGGGAAUGCUUGAUAAAAAAAAGACUUGGGCAUAUCUGGGUGGAUGUAUUUUUUUUUUCUGUUUUUAUUUUUUAUUUUUAUUUUUUAUUCAAUAAAAUAGAGACAGGGACUUCCUUGUUGUAUAACUGAAAAAAGAUUGUCCUCUAUUGCUUUUUUUUGCAUUUGUAUAUAAUGGUUAUAAGCCUUUGUUGGUCUCAGGAAGUGUCCAAAAGGGACGGUAUCCUCUGAGUUGACCUUCUUGAAAACUGGCAAAGGUUGCAUAUCCCUUUUAGAUGCCAUAUUGGCAAAGUGUUGGGGUGGGGGGGCAGGGGGCAGAAUUUUCUGUUAUAAGCCACAAUCCUGGGUUUUUAAAGAGUCAUGGAACUGCAAGGUUUUUUUCAGGCUUGCAAAAGCAGAUUCCACUGGGGUUGAUCAGUGUCUAUAAUAGAUGCCGUCAGUUUGCUUUUGAAAAGCUGGUUCUAAAAGUCUUUUUGCAGACACGUCGACUGGCUGUAUGUACCCGGCCAGCCCACAACCCAUAGGAUUUGAUGCACUCAGUUGCAAAGCUUUGUACCUCAUAAGAAAAAAAAAAAAAAGAUGAAUAUUUAUGGGUUGCAAUAAACUGUUCAUAACUCUA
Molecule: messenger RNA, 4107 nt
Organism: Hyla sarda
Lineage: Eukaryota; Metazoa; Chordata; Amphibia; Anura; Hylidae
Gene: KCNK9
Product: potassium two pore domain channel subfamily K member 9
Exons: 2
Coding region: 850-2481 (543 amino acids)
Biological process (GO): potassium ion transmembrane transport; stabilization of membrane potential
Cellular component (GO): membrane
Molecular function (GO): potassium ion leak channel activity
Source: RefSeq, a predicted model, not a curated record